Acipenser ruthenus (sterlet) is the source of this 1389-nucleotide messenger RNA. RefSeq names its product COP9 signalosome subunit 6 (gene cops6). Gene Ontology annotation, biological process: protein deneddylation. NCBI's taxonomy places the organism in Eukaryota, Metazoa, Chordata, Actinopteri, Acipenseriformes, Acipenseridae. The record is from RefSeq and is a predicted model, not a curated record. Gene Ontology annotation, molecular function: protein binding; metallopeptidase activity. The coding region runs from base 110 to 1060 and encodes 316 amino acids. Gene Ontology annotation, cellular component: COP9 signalosome. The transcript has 10 exons.
AUAUUGUUAUUCCAGCAGCGACGACGCCUGCCCUCUGCCGGCAGGCAGUGGAAUUGCACCUCAGAGUCCCCAGCGCGCAUGCUCAGUUCAAGCACCGCGCCACAGGAAGAUGGCGUCUAACAACGGCGGCGGAAUGGAGGUGGACGGGGCCGCUAGCCCCAGUGUGAUGGCCUCUGGAGUGACCGGUUCUGUCUCGGUGGCUCUGCACCCGCUGGUCAUCCUCAACAUCUCUGACCACUGGAUCCGCAUGAGGUCCCAGGAGGGGAGGGCUAUGCAGGUGGUGGGAGCUCUGAUUGGGAAGCAGGAGGGCAGGAACAUCGAGGUGAUGAAUUCCUUCGAGCUGCUCUCUCACAGCGUGGAGGACAGGAUCGUCAUCGACAAGGAGUACUAUUACACCAAGGAGGAGCAGUUUAAGCAGGUGUUUAAGGAGAUGGAGUUCCUGGGCUGGUACACGACAGGCGGCCCUCCCGACCAAUCAGAUAUCCUAGUGCACAAGCAGGUGUGUGAGAUCAUCGAGAGCCCCCUCUUCCUCAAGCUGAACCCCAUGACCAAGCACACAGACCUCCCAGUCAGUGUGUUUGAGUCAGUCAUUGACAUCAUCAAUGGAGAGGCCACCAUGCUGUUCGCUGAGCUCACCUACACUCUGGCCACGGAGGAGGCGGAGCGCAUCGGCGUGGAUCACGUGGCCCGCAUGACGUCCACGGGGAGCGGAGAGAACUCCACAGUAGCGGAGCUCCUCAUCGCCCAGCACAGCGCAAUCAAGAUGCUGCACAGCCGGGUCCGAGUCAUACUGGAGUAUGUGAAGGCCGUGGAAGCAGGCGAGGUCCCAUUUAAUCAUGAGAUCCUGCGGGAGGCGAAUGCUCUGUGUCACCGACUCCCAGUCCUCAGCACUCACAAGUUCAAGACAGACUUCUACGAUCAAUGUAACGAUGUGGGCCUCAUGGCGUAUCUGGGCACCAUCACCAAGUCCUGUAACAGCAUGAACCAGUUCAUCAACAAAUUCAACGUCCUGUACGACAGGCAGGGGAUCGGACGCAGAAUGAGGGGGCUGUUCUUCUGAGACACCCCGAAACUGAGGGGGGGGGUCCCAGCUCAGGGGCGGGAAUGAGACGGUGUGAUCCAGUCCUGGUUUCACUGUGAGUUUAAUAAUAAGACACACCAAGCUUGUUCCCAGACACACUGUGGGGAGAUCAAGCUGGCAGCAAUAAAACCUGGACUGGAUCACGCUGCUGUGGAACAGGAGUCUCCUGCAUGUAGUAAAACCUGGACUGGAUCACCCUGCUGUGGAACAGGAGUCUCCUGCAUGUUUUGCCGUUUCUGUCGUUGCAAUGCCUUUUCCAAAUAAAAAAUAAAUAAAAAAUGUAAAAUAAAAUGUGAUUUGAAUUCGUG